AUGGAUUUGCAUAAUCUUAAUGAUGUCGAACUAGUGUCCGAAUCAACCGAAAAACUUAUUAAAAAGUCGAUGUCAUUGGCAGAGUUUAUUGAAUUUCUUGGGCCACGCAUAACAAAUAAAGACGCAGAUGUACGUGAACGAGCAAUCGAAGUGAUCGUUUCCGUGCUGUGCAAAUUACCCGNUAACUUUUUGGAUUCAAAAGAGGUUGAAUUGCUGAUCAAUUUUUUACUGAGUCGUUUUGAUGAGUCUUUAUUGGCUGAUGGCACCGUUGUUCUUGGCAUUAAACAUCUGGUUUUAUCGUUUGCGAAUCUUCCAGUGGGAUGUGAGAAGAGCAUUAUUCAGAGGUUGUUCAUCGAUGGUAAUCUUCAAGAAUGGGGUCAGAAAGAUCGUUUCGCGUUAUUCGAAGUGCUCGAAUAUUUUAUCAGGGAACGUGUUGACGGGGUUCGUGCGAUGGGUGUCGAAUUUUUGUUGGGUUUCAUCCGCUCGAUGACAGGAGAGCGCGAUCCACGGUGUCUGAUGAUCGCAUUCCGAUUGUUUUACAAAGUGGUGCAACUGAUACCACCAUUCGGGCCUUUCGUUGAAGAUUUGUUCGACGUUGUAGCAUGUUAUUAUCCAAUUGAAUUCAAGCCCUCGGUGAAUGAUCAGACUGGUAUAACGCGCGAUUUGUUGGUGAGUGAGUGCGAGAAAUGCUUGAUGUCACAUCAUUUAUUCGCACCAUUCACGUAUCAGAUGAUUGCCGAGAAAUUGGUUGAUGACGAAUUGGAAGAGGAUGUGAAGUUGGAAGUUUGCUCGUUCUUGGCUAGAGUAUGCGAGAACUUUCCAAUGGGAGCACUCCGUGAACAACUGGACGAUUUGUUGGCGGGUAUCCGAAUGAUAGCAUUGAAUCCAGCCACAAAAUCUGCUACAAUGCCAUCUGAAAUUAUUGCAGCGAUCAAAGAAAUUAUGCAGAAACUGUCAUCAUCAUCAGAUGUCAAUAGUGAAAGCACGGAUCUCAUCGAUCACAUUUGUAACGAAUUCCUGGAAAAUAUUGAACCGUUUGUUGUUCAGUCAGAAAUGGGAUUGAGCGCUCGAUCAUUGGCACUGCUGGAGAUGCUGGUGAGUUGUCAUCCGAGCACAUCGAAACAAAUCAUCGAAAAUGUUUUCAAUUGGUUGGUUAUGAUCAUUAAAGGUGAAACAGUGAAUUCGGCCGCAAAUCGUGAUGAAGUCAUUGAAGAGGGCUUAAGCUAUUUACCGCGAUGGUGCAAAUUGGCAAUAUCAACGAGCAACGAAUCUGUGAUUUCGUUUCGUCGUGAUGCAAUUUUGGAGGCGCUCAAAGCAGUUCAUUUGCCUACUGCAAACUAUUCACUUGCUGAGGUGUUUGUCUCGCAGUCGGAGAGCGAUAAUACAAUGAUAAAUUUAUUUGAUGAUUUAUUGAAGUCGGCCGUGGAAGAUGUUAAUAAUACUGACAGCAAUAUCAGAAUAGCAGCUCGCUCGUUUGUUCGCGAAUUUUCUCUUCACAAUUGGGAUCUUCUGAUUAAAUUGUUACCGAAGCAUAUUGAUCCAAUGAAAGAUAAUCCAACAAUAAUACCGAUUCUAUGUGCUGCAAUACACAAUGAAGUAACUAAGGACUUCAUGCUGGUUUAUUUGGAGCCACUCCUCUCACAGCCGAAAGGUCUCAUCUAUUUCAUUCGUGUCACAUUCAUCUCAUCGUGUUAUUCGUUUGGUUUCAAAUGGCUUUUGGUUGGAGCAAAACCUAAAUACAUCUCAGUUGUCACCAAAAAUCAUGUUUAUGAGAAUGAAUGUGUAAAAGAUGAUGUGAAACGAUUGAACGAAACUUGGUCUUCGUCUAAUUUGGAUUGUUUACUGGCAUUGUUCUCAGCGAAUGAAUCGAAAGUAUCAGUGGGAAGUUUUUGUGAGCAGUUAUUUUAUCGUUUAUUCGAUAUUCUCACUUCAACACCUGACGAUGAAGUUCUAGCGGCUCAUUCAAGCACACUGGCUGAAUUACUUCAAGAUAUUGGAUUGACAUUUGACGAAAGAAUUCACUCGAGUGUGAUGCAGUUAUUCAUAGAACGCGUGCGAAAACGAACAGUUAUUUUUGCUAUUGUCUACUUAUUCGCCACUCAGUCGAAGGCUCAGAUAUCGGAAAUGCUGAAGCAGGUGUGUGACAAGCGAGGAAUGGAAUGGGAAAGAAUUGUUUUGCUGGGUGCGAUGGUGAAUAAAAUUGGGUAUGAUCCGUAUGUGAGCAAUAAUUUUGCAACAUUCUGUUCGCAGUUAUCAAAAGAAUCCGAGAUUCGCUGUAGAGAUGCCGUGAAUGCGCGUAGCGCAUAUUUCAAGAUGCUAUCACCGUUGUUGCGAUUAGCUGAUAAAAUAUCGAUACCUAUCACUAGCGAGUAUCUGAAGUUAUUGCCAAUAUUCUGUGAAGCAAUAGAUGCAAAGGGUUUGAGUGUGGAUACAGAAGAAACCGUUCUAAACGGUCUCGUAGAAUUACUGAAGAGCGCAUCUCGAGAGCAGCUUCGAGCAGAUUUCAUAGCAAAAGUAAUGCCAAAAAUACGACAUUUCAUCACAGAGGGUCGAUCUGUGCGUCUAAUCGAACUGGCACUGAAAUGUUUGGAGAUGAUGGCACGGCAGUGUGAUGCAUCCUUAUUGCUACCACAUUUUAAAGAAAUCAUUCCAAGUGUAAUUUCGGCAAGCGGUUCGAAAAAACGUCGUAUUCGAGCUGAUGCAGCGAACGUUAGGAAUUUGUGGUUAGUGAUUGAAAUGUGA
Anisakis simplex (herring worm) is the source of this 2742-nucleotide messenger RNA. The record is from the annotation of a GenBank genome assembly. NCBI's taxonomy places the organism in Eukaryota, Metazoa, Nematoda, Chromadorea, Rhabditida, Anisakidae.